Molecule: messenger RNA, 6690 nt
Organism: Drosophila montana
Lineage: Eukaryota; Metazoa; Arthropoda; Insecta; Diptera; Drosophilidae
Product: diacylglycerol kinase theta
Exons: 17
Coding region: 1126-5910 (1594 amino acids)
Molecular function (GO): ATP-dependent diacylglycerol kinase activity; nucleic acid binding
Source: RefSeq, a predicted model, not a curated record
AGCGCUUGAAGCAAAAGUCACCGUUAAUUGUAAAUAAGUAACAAAAAGUAUAACAACAAACACUCCACCAAACUCGAAACCUAUAGUAAACAAAAAUAAUUAUAAAUAUACAAGAAAAAAAACCACAAAAACAAAAAUGAUCUACAUAUUUAGAACCCAAUAACUAUUAUUAAAUGUAAAUAACAACGUAGCCUUCAAACUAUACCUAAAAAAAAAAAAAAACCAAAAGAAUUUAUAAUAUAAAGGAUAUUAUAAUAAUAAAUAGUUAUUGCUGCUAAUUAAGAACAAAGUGUGGGCGCAGAGGCGCAAAAUUCCGGCAAGCAAAUGUCUGGAUAAAAACAACAACCAGUUAACCAAUGGAUGAAAAUGCAGCCGUCGUCGUCAUUUUUGUCGUCGUCGUCGUUGUCCACUUGUCAUCGCUUUUGUCAGCCUCAGCAGCAACAGCAGCAGCAGCAGCAACAGCCGGAACCGGAGCCGCUGCCACAGCAACAGCAACAACAACCUCAACAGCAACCAAAACACCAAAGGGCCGCAGCAGUUGCAGCAGCCGCAGCAGUUCAGCAGCCGCAGCAGUUGGCGCAACAAGGAGCAGGAAGACGGGUAGGUGUAGCAGUGUGCACAGAUCACGCCUACUUUUGUACGCCCACAUUGCCGCCGACGCUGACGCUGCCGCUGCCGCUGCCCAGCUCAAGCACAAGCCCAAGCACUCUGCCACUGCCUCAGCUGGCUGCGGCUUAGUACGCACCAGUUUCUUCAGUUAGUUGGCUUGCCAAAUCAUUCUAAAGGAGCUCAACAGGAGCACCACAGCCCAUCGCACAAGCAACAAGCAACAAACAACAAGCAACAAACAACAAGCAACAACAACACCAAAUAAAGCACAAACGCUUCGACAACAACAUCUACAAUAACAACUACAACAAUAACAACAACAAUAGUAAUAACAAUAGACAGCACACAAAGUCGUCUCGUGCCAAUUAAAACCGCAACACAACAAACUAACAACAGCAACAGCAACAACAAGAACAAGAAAAACAACUGCAACAAGAACAAGUACUUGAAACGGACCCACGAGAUUUUCGAACGGCGCCAGAGUUACGCCCGGAAGCUGUAGCUCUCUCUCCGUAGAUGACAAACAAAAUGGCGGAUGGUGGGCAUUCAUUUGUGAAGAAGACAUUUCAUAAGCCAACCUACUGUCACCACUGCUCGGAUCUACUGUGGGGCCUCAUACAGCAGGGCUACAUAUGCGAGGUUUGCAACUUUAUCAUACACGAGCGAUGUGUCAGCAGCGUGGUAACGCCCUGUUCCGGUAUUGCGCCAUGCAUUAUAAAGAAUCCCGUCGCCCAUUGUUGGUCGGAGCCAACUCAUCACAAGAGAAAAUUCUGCACCGUUUGCCGUAAGAGAUUGGAUGAAACGCCAGCGGUGCAUUGUCUAGUGUGCGAAUAUUUCGCGCAUACCGAGUGCCAAGAUUUUGCAGUGCCCGAUUGCACCGAGAAUGCAACAUACGUGCCUGGCAAGGAAUUGCUUAAUGUGAGGCAUCAACAUCAUUGGCGAGAGGGGAAUCUUCCAUCAACGUCCAAAUGCGCUUACUGCAAAAAGACCUGUUGGUCCUCGGAAUGCCUAACAGGCUAUCGGUGCGAGUGGUGUGGCAUGACCACGCACGCCGGAUGUCGCAUGUACCUGCCAACCGAAUGUAAUUUUGGUAUAUUACAACCUAUCUACUUACCUCCGCAUUCAGUUUCGAUACCACGUACUGAGGUGCCAAUCGAGGCGAUUAUUGGCGUCCAAGUCAAAUCCAAGACGUCGCUCGUGCGCGACUAUUCGUGUCCCAGCCCGGAGCUCGGUGCAGAGGCCGCCGCGGCUGUUGGUCAAGUUGGUGCGUCGGGUUUGUGUCUCAAGGAGCUGCUCGAGCUCCAUAGACAGCGACUUGAGCAAUCGAAACAACAUUUUUUACUUUCAACGCCGCCCACGCCCACCUCCUGUGGCUCCAUGUCGCUCUGUGUCUCACCCACGCCCUCGCUGACAGUGGGCGAGACAAGCAACGACCCGGAUCAGGAACAGGAUCAGGAGGAGCAGCAGCAGGAUGCCGAGGAGGAUGAUUACGAGCAGCAGCAUGACAGCGCGCUGCAGCUAACGACUGCCUCCAGCAAUUUGGCCACGGGUCCAUUGCAGAAGUCGCCCUCCGCCAACUCCUCGCUGCACCUGAUCUACACGAGCCUGUUUCGUAAGCUGGGCCACGGCCAGGGGCGACGACGUCGGCGUCGCGGCGCCUCCAACAGCGAGCAGGAGGAGGAGGACGACGACGACGAUGUGGAUGUGGAUGGGGGUGUCUGUGAUAUAAGUGGCGGCGAUCUGAGUGACGAUUACGAUCACUGCGAUGUGCUGCUGCGGAAGCGCUGCUCGCGCCGGUCGCCGCGCGAUGUCAGCGAGACGGAUUACCAUGGCGACGUAGAGCUGGAGACGGCGCCGCGGGAGAGCUGCUACGAGACGUCCGACACGGGCGGCGAGCUGACCAACACCGAGGAUCUCGACUCCAGCAUGAAUCUGAUCAGCAACCUUAGCUAUAAUAGUAGUAAUAGUAACACCUCCAACACCUCCGAGCAGCGCAAGAUCCAGGCGCGUUCCACUGCCACUGCCACUGCCACAGCCACAGCCGCAGCCGCCGCCAGGGGUGCGGGCCCCGCCCCAGGACCGAUCCCUGCCUUAAGCGCGCUCGCUGGCCGCAACCCAAAGACUGGUGCUCUCCUGAAAGCCAAACCCAAGCCGAAGCCCAAGCCCAUACUCAGUGCGCCCAAGCACAAGGGCGGCUCGGUGAGCUCUCCCAAUUCCAGCGACUGCUCCUCGGCAUCGCCCGCGCCCGCGCAUACGCCCGAGCCCGCCUCGGCGCUCCUACAGCUGUCGCCGGUGGGUCGCAGCAAGUCGUUUCAGGAGCCGGGCGUUGCCCGCUAUAAAAAGUACGGACGCGGUCUGUUCCAGCGUCGUCGCUCGAAGCGCUCGCCCAAAGGCGGCGCCAAGAGCAACUACAGCCUGGACAGGCUGUCGCAGAAUAUCGAGAUAACCAUACAGGAUGAGGAUGGCAACUAUCAGCCGUACGAUGACAACUAUCACACGCUCUCCGCGGCUCGCCUGCCCCUCGACACGGAUGCCGAUGGCUACGACGAUGUCGAGUACGAGGAUCUGUAUCUGGACGAUCGGCCGCACAGCGCCGGCGAUGACAUUGCUGGCGAUAUCAGCGAUGGCGGCGCCAGCAGUCGAUCCCGCGCCAGCGACGCGGAUGUCCAAGGGUCACAGGGUCACGUGCUCGACCGGCUGCUGCGGCGCGUCCGCGGCCUGUCCGCCGGCUGGCGGAAGCCGCGCUACCAGAGGCGCAGAGCACGCAGUAUAUCGGAGGAAUUUAGCAGCGGAGAUGCGCCACGUUUCAAGGACGAGGAGUCGCAGGGCAAGGCCGAGUCCUCGCAUGGCGCGAACGCGGCCGCCGGCGGCGCUGGCAGCAGCGGUGGUGGAGGCGGAGAAAGAGGCACAGGUGCUUCUAGCGGUGGCGGCUCUGGCACUGGUGGAUCUUCCACAUACUAUCGCCCCGACGCCACGGGGCACAAGUCAGAGAAGUCGGAAAAGGACAGGGAGAAGAAGGAAAAGGAGCGCGAAGAGAAGGAUAUAGAGAUGAUCAAGGUCUUUGACGGCAACAACUCAUUCCGGCGCCAGCAGUACCGUGCGAUCAUCGUGCAACGGACUUAUACGCUGGAACAAUUACUGACAACCGCCUUGCGGGCGUUUCACAUUACGCGCGAUCCGCAAGCGUUCUAUCUGACCGAUAUGUAUGCGGCCACUGGCAUGGAGGAUGCAGCGCUGCAGGAUCCGACUCCGGUGUUGAAUCUGACACACUUGGAGGGCAAGCGACCGGCCAUGUUUCUCAGGUUUCAGGACAAGGACAGAGGACAUGUGCGCGUCUAUCCUGGCAAAUUGCAAUGCUCACUCGAAGAUCCCUAUGUCAAUGUUCCUGUCGAUAAUACAACAGUUAUAAAGGACUUGAUACGAGACGCACUCGAUAAAUUCGGUCUACAAGAUAACCAGAUACAGGACUAUAGAUGCUCGGAGGUGCUGCUCGAUCGCGGCGUUACCGAGCGCAUACUCUCGUGGAACGAACGUCCGUGGGAUAUUAUGAAGCAGCUGGGCAAGGAUUCCAUUCGUCAAAUGGAAUUGAUGCGCUUCUACAUGCAGCACAAACAGGAUCCACAUGGCCCGAACAUUGCGCUCUUUGUGGGCAACCUACCCACAGGACUCUCGCAGCGCAACUACGAGCAGAUCCUAAGCAAAUACGUGACCGAUGAGAAUAAGUUCAUCAGCAUUGGACCCAUCUACUACGAGUACGGUUCGGUUGUGCUCACAUUCGAGGACUCUCAAAAGGCGGUUCGUGCUUUCUACAACCUACGCGAGACGAUCAUCGAGGACAAGAAACUGUUGGUCCUACUCUUGCCAAAUAUUGAGCCCAGCAUGGUGCCCUCGGAUGUCAGGCCCCUGCUGGUCUUUGUCAAUGUCAAAUCCGGCGGCUGUCAGGGCCUGGAACUAAUAUCGAGCUUUAGAAAACUACUGAAUCCGUAUCAGGUCUUUGACCUGGACAACGGAGGUCCGCUGCCAGGGCUUUACGUGUUCCGGCAGAUCACGAACUACAAGAUCUUGGUGUGCGGCGGCGAUGGCACCAUUGGCUGGGUGUUGCAGUGCCUGGACAAUGUUGGCCAGGACUCGGAAUGCUCUAGUCCACCGUGCGCGAUUGUACCGUUAGGUACAGGCAACGAUCUGGCACGGGUUUUAUGCUGGGGUUCCGGCUAUACCGGUGGCGAGGAUCCACUCAAUAUGCUGCGCGAUGUCAUUGAGGCGGAGGAGAUACGCUUGGAUCGUUGGACUGUCGUCUUUCAUCCGGAAGACAAGCCCGAAGAGCCGGCCAUGAAGGCGCCCUCACAAACAACGGGUAAGAAGAAGAAGGCUCACCAAGCACAUCUAUCGCAACAAACAAAUCAGCAUCAUCAAUUACCGGCUCUGACAUCGAGUGAUAUAUCAGGUGGCGCUCAAAAUGAGGACAACUCCCAGAUCUUUGUGAUGAACAACUAUUUUGGCAUUGGCAUCGAUGCCGAUCUGUGUCUGGACUUUCACAAUGCCCGCGAGGAGAAUCCCAAUCAGUUCAAUUCCCGGCUGCGCAACAAGGGCUACUAUGUUAAAAUGGGUUUGCGCAAGAUUGUCGGACGCAAAACGGUCAAGGAUUUGCAGAAGGAGCUGCGCCUCGAGGUCGACGGCAAGGUGGUCGAACUGCCACCCGUCGAUGGCAUCAUCAUAUUAAAUAUAUUGAGCUGGGGCAGCGGCGCGAAUCCCUGGGGCCCGGACAAGGAUGAUCAGUUCAGCACGCCCAAUCACUACGAUGGCAUGCUGGAGGUUGUGGGCGUGACGGGCGUCGUGCACCUGGGCCAGAUACAGUCCGGCAUACGCACGGCCAUGCGCAUUGCACAGGGUGGCCACAUCAAAAUCCAUUUGAACACCGACAUGCCGGUGCAGGUGGACGGCGAGCCAUGGAUUCAGAGUCCCGGCGAUGUGGUCGUCCUCAAGUCCGCGCUCAAGGCCACCAUGCUGAAGAAAAUGAAGAGUAAACGACGACUUACGGAGCCGCAUAUCUCGCCGGCGGUGCUCAGCCUCUCGCUGCCAGGCAGCACCUCGGCCAUGCAAACUCCGCCGCAGCAGUCGCAGCUACAACAACAGCAACAACAGCAACAGCAGCAACAACAGCAGCAACAACAACAGCAACAACAACAACUGCAGCAACAGCAGCAGCAGCAGCAGCAGCAACAACAACAACUGCAGCAGGCAGUCGAGAACGGCGACAAGGAUAUUUCAGUGCCGCCCUCGCUGCACUUUGGCAGCUCCUAGAGUCUAGCCUCAGCAUAUACGUCCGGUCUGCGAUAUUGGUUCUCCUGUUUUUACCCGUAGGCCGCUAACACUAAACUACAUACAUAGAAGAAGCUAAAUGAAACUUUGACAGCCACACAAAAUGCAUUAGCACAAAUCCUUCAAAACAACCGCAGCAAAACUUGCAGCUUAGACAAACUUUGAACCAACCAUGUUAACUUUUUUUGUAGCAUACUUUCCGGCUAAUUAGCCAACAUUAAGAGCUGUGACCGCGGCUAAUGAAACUCAAACUAGCUGCACACACACACACACCGCACACACACACACACGUCUUUAAUUUGGUGUAUUUAUUCCCACUUUUGUUGCUUUUGCUCCUUUGAAGAGACGCUUAGCCCGACCCCUUUAACAACUCACAGCAACAGGUGUAAAUUAUUUUGGUUUCAUUAAUCAUUAGAUGCGAAUUUAGUUUCUUUUCGAAUUCCAUGCAUUUUGCUUGAUUUACUUUUUUCAUUUUGAAUAAAAGCCAUGCCUUAAUUUUGCAGUAUAUUAAAGUUUUAAAAGCUAACUAAAUAAACAAAAAAAAACCAAUACAACAUAAUUUUAUUUAUGUUAACUCUCUUUUUCUUAAUCUCUAUCUCUUUUUCUCUAUUUCUCUUUAUAUAUUACUUAACAUAUAUAUAUAUAAUAAAUAUACUCUCUAUGUAUAUAACUUCAACUACAACAACAACAACUACAACAACAACAACAACAACAUACAUCAAUCUGUUCCUAACCAAUUUACAAAAAAAAAAAACAAAACAA